Toxotes jaculatrix (banded archerfish) is the source of this 8309-nucleotide messenger RNA. RefSeq names its product kirre like nephrin family adhesion molecule 1b (gene kirrel1b). The record is from RefSeq and is a predicted model, not a curated record. Gene Ontology annotation, molecular function: cell adhesion molecule binding. Gene Ontology annotation, cellular component: cell-cell junction. The transcript has 15 exons. Gene Ontology annotation, biological process: cell-cell adhesion. NCBI's taxonomy places the organism in Eukaryota, Metazoa, Chordata, Actinopteri, Toxotidae. The coding region runs from base 310 to 2790 and encodes 826 amino acids.
AUGGGAAUCCAGAACGCAGAGAGUAAAACGGACGCAGACUGAGAAACCAAGAGUAAGAGACACAGAAGGCAAAAAAAAAAAGUGGAGACAGAUUUAAUUUACGCACGGGAAAAACAGGAAAACGAGUUAAAGAAAGGAAAGGAAGAGAGAGGAGAAGAAGCAUCGGAUUUUUUUUCUCUAAAUUUGUCUCCUUUCACUCUCAUGACUCAAAGCGGAUUCCAGUUAAAUUCACCCGGUCCGGAGGAAUUGAUGGUGUCUUUUCGGGCAAGCAGAGCCGAGGGGAGGAAUCUGAAUGCGCUCGGCUGAACCAUGCCAGCCUUGUGGAUCAUAACUUUGGCGAUCACUUUGAACCAAGUGUGGUGCGUUCGCUUCUCCCAGGAGCCCGCGGACCAGUCAGUGGUGCUGGGAGAACGGGUGGUGCUGUCCUGCGUGGUCUUCAACUACAGCGGCAUCGUCCAGUGGACCAAGGACGGCCUGGCCCUCGGCAUCGGCGAGGGUCUGCGAGCCUGGCCCCGAUAUCGUGUGCUCCGGGCUCUGGACAUCGGCCAGUACAACUUGGAGAUCUCCAAUGCCGAGCUGUCUGAUGACUCGCUGUACGAGUGUCAGGCCACAGAGGCCGCCCUGCGCUCCAGGAGGGCCAAACUCAAUGUACUCAUCCCCCCUGAGGACCCAGUGGUCGAGGGAUCCCCAGAGCUCCUGCUGAUGGCUGGGACUCCAUACAACCUGACCUGCGUGACCCGGGGGGCCAAGCCUGCAGCGCACAUCCAGUGGACCAAGGAUGGAGUCGCUGUGGAGGGAGCCUACCAGUCCACGGAGGUGCUACCGGACAGGAAGCGGGUGACGACCAGGAGCUACCUGCCCAUCACACCAGCCGACACUGACAGCGGUAGUAACUUCACCUGUGUGGCAAGCAACCCAGCAGUGCCCAUGGGCAAACGAGCCGCUGUCACCCUCAACGUUCACCAUCCACCCACAGUGACCCUGUCCAUCGAGCCACGCUCUGUCCUGGAGGGGGAGAGGGUCACCUUCACCUGCCAGGCCACUGCCAAUCCUCCCAUCAUGGGCUACAGAUGGGCUAAAGGUGGCGUGUUGCUGGAAGGGGCCAGGGAGAGUGUGUUUGUCACCACGGCGGAUCACUCCUUCUUCACGGAGCCCGUGUCCUGUCAGGUGUUCAACGCCGUGGGAAGCACCAACGUCAGCAUCCUGGUGGACGUGCACUUUGGCCCUAUACUGGUAGUGGAGCCCAGGCCAGUUACAGUGGAUGUGGACUCUGACGUCACUCUUAACUGCAAGUGGUCUGGAAAUCCUCCUCUCACCCUCACCUGGACCAAAAAGGGCUCCAGCAUGGUGCUCAGCAACAACAACCAGCUGUAUUUGAAGUCAGUGAGCCAGGCAGAUGCAGGGCAAUAUGUCUGCAAGGCCAUCGUACCCCGGAUUGGAGUGGGAGAGACUGAGGUUACGCUCACUGUCAACGGUCCCCCCAUCAUCUCCAGUGAUCCGGUCCAGUACGCUGUCAGAGGGGAGAGAGGAGAGAUCAAGUGUUACAUCGCCAGCACCCCCCCACCUGAUAAGAUUGUCUGGGCAUGGAAGGAGAAUGUGUGGGAGAAGGAGAAGGGCACCCUGAUGGAGAGAUACACCGUGGAGCAGAGUAAGCCUCCGUCCCAGGGCGGGGCUGUCCUCUCCACACUCACCAUCAACAACGUCAUGGAGUCUGACUUCCACUCGCCAUACAACUGCACGGCCUGGAACGCCUUCGGACCCGGCACCAUGAUCAUCACCCUGGAGGAGACAGAUAUUGUUCCAGUGGGAAUUAUCGCCGGUGGUACGGUGGGCUCCUCCAUUCUGCUGCUUAUGUUUCUACUGGCGCUCGCCUUCUUCCUCUACCGCCAACGCAAAGGCAGUCGCCGGGGUGUCACCCUUGGUAAACCAGACAUCAAGGUAGAAACGGUCAACAAAGAGACCCACAGCCUGGAGGAGGAGGCAGCCAAUGUCUCCACAGCAACCCGAAUGGUCAAGGCCAUGUACUCCUUUCUGCCCUCUGUUUCCCUGUCUCCCUCCACUCAGCCAUUCAAAGACGACAUGGACCUGAAGCAGGACAUCAGGAGCGAGAGCGACACCCGGGAGGAGUACGAGCUCAAGGAUCCAACCAAUGGCUACUACAAUGUCCGAGCCACCACCCACGAUGAGGCGCGUCCCCAGUCCCGUUCCAUCCACUACCAGGGGGAGUUUCGUUCGCCCAACCCAAACAGCGGGCCAACCGGGGCUACAUCCAGUGGACCCUCAGCUGCCCCUAGCGGUGCAGUUCCCCCUAGCGCAGUGCCAGGCUCAAGGACUGGUUGCUAUGAUCCCCGCCCACCUUCCAGGAUGUCCCACGCCACCUACGCCCAGUUCAACACCUUCUCCAGGGCAGCGCAGAGCCAGCAAGCACCUCCCAAUCCAGCUCUUCAAUCACCUGGAGAUUACCCAGGAGACUGUGGCCUGCUGGACAGCACAACACAGCUGGCCUAUGACAACUAUGGAUACCCCUCCCAAUAUGGCUACCGUAUGGGCUUUGCUCCGCCUAUAGAAGAAGGGCCAGCCUAUGAGAUGUAUCCAACAGGACAAGGGACCGGGCCAGGGCCAGGGCCAGGGCCAGGACCAGGACCAGGGCCAGGGCCAGGGCCAGGGCCGGGACAACAAAGCCCUGAAACAGGGCUGGGGAAGUAUGGCAGCUCCACUCGCUUCUCUUACUCGUCUCCACCCUCUGACUAUUCCCACAGACACACACAGCGCAUGCAGACUCAUGUGUGAGAAAAAACCAAACACGCUCUUUGGCUCGCUUUUUGCAGCAGCAGUACUUAUUACACAUAUAGAAACUUUGAAACUUAAAAAAAAACAAAAAAACAAAACACACCUUUCUAUACAUAUACAUUCAAGAAUCCGCUUUCUGUUUCCAUAACAACAAGAGCAUGAAAUUUGGUUAAUUUUCUGAACCAAUAAAGCAACAAAACAACGCACAGCAGUCAGCAGCAUCGCAUAUAGCAUUAUAUAGCAUUAUCGCAUUAUAGUUAGCAGCAAUACAUACAACACACGCAAAGCGACAUUCAUACACGUUUGCGCAGACCCUCUGUUGCGUGCAGUGUUUGUACAUCAACAAAAGCAACAGCGUGCCACAAUCAAGAGACAAAAAGAGAAGUAGAGCACUUUGAAGACAGGAAGAUGAUGAACGGCAAGAACUUAAGGAGGAGCAAUCCUCGUUUUGCUCUUCGACCAUCUCCCUGCAUCGCAUUUUCCUCCCACACCAUCUAUGUAAAUAAGUGCAAAUUAAGAUUUGGAUCAUUUUAAAGUUAUUUCCUUGUACAAACCUAUACAGCGUGAUGCAGUACAGUGACUUACAGCAAACCUUCCUGUAAUCCACUUUUUUUGCAUUUUCUGACGCUCACACAUAAACACACACACAUACACGCUGAAGACUCGUUUGUUUCAGUGUAUUGCAGCAAUGGGGCAGCUUGGACUAUAAAUAUUUCUGGCACUUUCUGAUCCUCUCUCCUCACUAAAACCUGCCCAGUGGCCAUUUUUUUACAAGAUCUACCUUGAUUUAAGUGGGACAAAGCCUCUUAAGAUGGUACAGUGAGUGACCAGAGUGCCGAUGCUUAUGUGCCAACACACACAAACUAUUGAGGUGUGUCUUCUUUUGAAAAGUGUACAAUGAGACGCUAUGGACGACGAGGUUUUGUACGUGCCACAUCUAAGUGGAAAGGAGUGGUAGCAAGCAUCUGUGUAAACUCCUUCCCCUCCUCAUUUUUCUUUUUUUAUCAUCGUGGUAGAUUUCUUUACUUCAUAUUUCACUCAAGGCCAAUGCUGUAAACAGUAUUUGUGAAACGAGGUGUGGCAGGAGGGCUUUUUCAUUCAAUGAAUAUCUGCAAUUUGUACAAAAAAAAUACCUCCCCUAUCCUCAAGUGUCAAAAAAAUAUUUGUUUCUCUCACUUGCACAGUAGAAUAGAUUUUUUUCCCCAUAUUUAUACCGAACCGUACGGACAAAAUGGCAUUCAGAAACAUUUUAUAGUAUUUUUAUAAGGAGUUGUGGACCAAAGGUUCAGAGUUUUGGGUGACAUUCGCUUUUUAAUGUGUAUGUGGCAACAUGGUCGUUAUUGGAAACGUUUUGAGUUUCUUUAAAAAGAGAUGGAUGGUAUUUUUAAAGGGGAUGUUGUAGACUUAAAUUAGAAAAUUUGAAGAGCUUCAUUCCAAAAUGGUGAAUAUCCAGCCAGGAGAAAAUCUCUCUGGUGGAUAUCUCUGUUUGGUGUGAAACUCUUCCUUUGACUUCCGGUCUUCUGACUGGACUGCCUUUUUUUAAACGUCGAUGACAUUCAAAAUGAUGGAUGGAGAACAAGCAGCUGCUCCCUUUGGGCUGUGUUGUAAACUUUGUAAGCAAUGAGAUGGUUCAACAUAUCAAAUUGAAGGUACAGGGGGUUCUAUCUAGCUCAUAUGGUACUUUGUAUAUUCAUGUGUAAGUAUGCUGGUUUCCUCACCGCAACAAAAAAAAAAUUGGUAGUAUAUUUAAGUCUGAGAUCUUUCCAUUAUGUUGUGUCGGCUUUGGUAUGUGUGACAGGCUUUUGACCCCACAGGUUAUGAUGACUAGCAUCUAAAAUAUUGCUUGUUUGCUCCAACAUCUACUGAUGCAGCUACUAAGCAGGUUCUAGCAGGUUUUAGUGAAUCUCCACCAAAUCAUUACCCAAAUGUUUCCCCUUAAAAAGGAAAUAAGAUUUGUUUUGUCUUCAAAUGCACAAAGAGGACAAAAAGUUUUCUUUGCAGUUUGUUUGAGUUGUAGAGAACUAAAAGCUUUGAAUGGCUGUUUUUGACUGCUUCUUUUUUUUUACCCUCCAAGCAGAGCCAUUUUUCUUGUUACAAAAUCACAUCUUUGGGUAAACAAACACAGAUAUGGCUGUUCAUGAGCAGUGAGCACAAGAAAUUCAAGAAUAUGUCACUUGCUUAUAAUGUUACUCGCAAUGUGAACACUGCACUGAAAACAUUUGUCCAAAACAGCCACUGGUACUAAAGCAAGAUCAGUGAAAAACAGUUGCUUCGUCUGCCAUAAAGUUACCACUGGUUGUAGAAGUGGUUCAUGUUUGCACACUGAGCUUUGUAAGUGAGAUUGGAUUCAAUACUGUUUGCACCAUCUCACAAUUUCACCUUUUGUGGUGACAAUCAUUUGUUGCUUACACUACAUCUGCAGCAUCAGUCUUUAUUAUAUACUGAACUUGAAAUCAUAAGGUUCCUUCCCUAAUUCAGCUUCAUUUUUUAAAGAGAAGUUAACUCAUACAUGACUUUUUUUUACUUUCUUAGGGACAUGUAUGUUUUAUCAGAUAGACCAAGUAAGGAAGGACUGAAUUCAGCAUAGAACCACCCACUUGUAUCCGUACCAGCAGUUUAAAAUGAUGGCAGAUGAGGUGGUGCUUUACAAAAAGACCAGAGGCUGCAAAGUGAAGCCGGAAAUCUUAGCACCUCCAGAAGUAAUCAUUGAGUCUUUAUACUUAUAAGCCACCCUAUCAACCCCUCACAGAUACAGUAUAUUAUGUUAAAUUUGUGCUAAGGGGCAGUAAAAUUUGUAUUUAGUGCCCCUAUUUUGAAUAAACACCUGCAGAAAGGAAACCACAGCCACAUCAUUUCUGAUUAGAAUAUCAGAUGGAACCUUGCAGCUCCAAGGUCACUAUAUAAACUGUUUGAGCAGUUAUGGAGAGAAGAACGGCAGAUGGAGCACCCUUUUAAAUUUAUAUGGUUAUCACAGCCUUGGUACUGCAUACUAUUACCUCUUUACAACCUUUUUACAGAGUUGUAGCCGUGCAGUAUUUUUGCAUCUGACCUGCAAUGUCGUUAUGACCUUGUGUAGGAUGAAUAAAUUUGACACAGAGGAGGUAUUGAGCCCAACAAAUACACGGCCAGGGGCCAUCCAGGUACUCAGUCAUUACCUCUUAACUAUUUACAGUCUGUUGACAGUGGAGGCAUAUAAAUACGUAAAAGACACCGCAGAUGCCAAAAGUGCGAGAUGGAUGUUUAGAUUUGGUUCCUCAAUGGGGAAAAAAAGUGGUUUGGAAGGGAAUGUGGAAGUGUUUACUUCCUGUCUUAUUUCCUUCUUCCUCAUAUGUACCUCUCACCACGGUGUGUACUUAUACUCUUUACUCUGUAUUCUCUCCUGUGUCAUAAUAAUAGCCACCAACCAGCUUCCAAAUUUAGAGGUUGAGCCUGUCUUUUCACGAAAAAAAAAAUCAUUGCAAAUCUCAUAGCUUUCUUCCACAUUUUCUUCAAGAUGAUAACACACGGGGUAGAUAUAGCAAUCUAGCUUGUACAAAUGUGUGUAUGUGGUGGGUUGAGAGUCUGUUUUUAGAGAAUAUAUAGCUUCAUGAGCUCAUGAAAUCCAUCCUCAGUGUUCAUUAUUUCAUGAUCUCCUUUCUUUAUAUGAAAAUCUGUAUUUUGAAACUUAUUUUCUCUGUAUUAUUUUGUGGUGUUACACCACCAGUGGAAGAAAAGAGUACAGUCAAAAGUGUGUGUUUAAACUUUUAUACACAGUAUUUUAUUUUAUUUUAUUUUAUUGCUUGAAUGCAUUUGAUAGGGGGGGUUCUGAUUAAUCAGCCCAGCAAGAAAAGAGAGUGGAUGUGUGCAUCUGUGGCCAAAAUGACUGUUCAGCCAGGCCACAAAUAGCCAAAAUUCUGUCUCAACUAGGCCAACCCAGACUAGAACCAGGCCAGACCCACAGCUAACUGCUCUCUUCCAUGCUGUGCUGUGCUGUGCCAUCCCUGGCCAAGAGUGACUCAAGUGGCUUGGUGUCCAUUUUUACCUUUUGGAGUCUUCAGUGAGUGCCAAAAGACUGUGCAAAGAAAACGAACUGAGCAGAAAAACAAAUGCAGCAGCCAUUUGUGUUUAUUGUGUUUUUGUAUGCAGAUGGGUGACUGUGUGUGUGUAUGUGUGUACGCGUGUGUGCAUCCUACUAGUUUGUGUUUCCAUACAUGCACAUGUAGUGUAUGCUUCCAUCUGUGAACAUGCAUGUGUGUACAUGUGUUGGCAGCAUGUAACCCCAGUGUGUGUUUUCAUACCAUUAGAAAUGUGUUGGGACCACUGGACUGUAGAAAAUGAGGGUUUGACUGAUGUGUUGUGGCAAAAAUCAAAUAGAUCAACUGGUCAUGUUGUCACCUGCUGGUAUGAUGGAGGUUCCUCCUGACCACACCUGUUUAUAAAGAGUCUGAAAAAGCUACAGUGACAUUAGAUAUAUUUUACAGGUUCAUUUAAUGAUUCAGUAAUCAUUUCUGAGAAAAUAUUCUUAAUUUAAAGGCAGUAUUUUUACCUAAUAAGUUAUAAUCCUUAAGAUAUUUAUUAGAUCAAAUCACCUUUAUGAUAUCAAAAUGGUAUUAAUAAGUCCAUUUAAUGUACUUGCUGUAAUUGUGUAUAUAUAUAUCUUAUCUGUAUACAGGAUUAGUUUAAGGCAUUAAUCCGCCAAUGUGUGCAUUGUUAGCCAUGUACAGUAGAGUGGUAGCUUUCAGUCACAGAUUCGAAUACGCCUGGUGUCAUGCUACAUACUGUAGGACAGAUUUAGGAUGGAGACGUCACCUUCCUGCGUCUGCUUUAGCCAGAGAAGCUACAAGUGUGGAGAUAAGAGUGGAUAAGAUGGAUGCAACUGUACAGAUUGUUGUAAUCCGACUCCCAGGAAUAAAAAAUGUUAACUGCUCCCUGCAAUUAAUGAAGAGCAAUUAACUGUAGCUUCCGUGUCAACUAAAAAUGGUGUAGGAGUUACAAGAUAGAGCACUCGAAACUGACAGUUAGGGCAAAACAAAACUAAAUAGCUCCAACACACGAGAGAGAUCAGACAAAAUUAACACGUCAGACUGAGUAAUGAUGUAAAACAAAAUACCAAUUCAGCGUGAUUAGAUAGACAAAUACAGAUACACAAGUUGCUCUUCUUCAUUCAUUUAUAAUAUAUAAAAUAAGGGGACCUGAAUUACUAGAAUGCACUUGCAGUUACCAAGACUAACCACAAAUCAAACAGGACUAAAAUCUCAAGGAUUAUAACUUUAAACUGCCUUAAAGAGAACAGAAUUUCAUCUACAUAUUAUUGUGAACUGACACUUUAAAGGCAUUUCCACCCUGUGAAGAAGAUUCUGUCUGUAAAGCUCUAUACCUGCUUUUCAACAAAAAAAAGUUCAUUUUCUGAAGGUGUUGAAUAUUAGCAGAGAAUGAAAAAGCCACUGUCAGCAUCUUCACUAAAUUGCAAAAAAAAAAAAGUGAUAACAUCGCUAACAGCUUUCAAAACCAUGCAUCAGUCAAACCCCAGCAGAAAGCAU